AUGGCGAGUGGCGACCAAGAUCGCUCCAAAUGCUGCUUCCUGGAGUGGAUGAAACUCCAAGAGCGAGACCUGUCGGAGCUCCUCCAAGCCCUAACCCUGACCCCCCAAAACGAUGCCGAAUUGACCAAGCUUGCCCAGAAGGCAAUCGAGCACUUCGAGUCCUACAUCUCCCAGCGCUCCUCCCUCUCCCGAAACGACGUCGCAUCCUUCUUCUCCCCCUCCUGGUGCACUCCCUGGGAGAACUCCCUCUUCUGGAUCGCCGGCUGCCGCCCCUCCGCCUUCAUCCGCCUCAUCUACGCCCUCGACGGCGCCGACAUCGAGUCCAAGCUCUCCGAAAUUCUCCGAGGCAAGACCGUAGGCGAUAUCGGCGACCUCUCGGCGCGGCAGAUGCGGGCGGUGGACGAGCUGCAGCGGCGGACGAUUCGGGAGGAGGAGAGGCUGACGGCGAGGCUGGCGGGGCUGCAGGAGGACGUGGCGGAUCAGCCGAUCUCCGCCAUCGCGAAAGGCGUCGACCGCAUCGGAGAAAUGAGCGGAGAGAUCGAGAAGGUUCUGAACGAGCACGAGCAAUCCAUGGCUGAGGUUCUGGAGGAGGCUGAUAAGCUCAGGCUGAACACGCUGAAGGAGAUUCUGGGGAUUUUACGUCCGGUGCAAGGGGUAGAAUUUCUGGCCAUGAGUAAGAAGCUUCAUCUCUGUGUUCAUGAGUGGAGUAAGAAGAGGGAUCAGAAUAAGCAUGACAUAGAAAAUCACUAG
Molecule: messenger RNA, 750 nt
Organism: Morus notabilis
Lineage: Eukaryota; Viridiplantae; Streptophyta; Magnoliopsida; Rosales; Moraceae
Product: protein DELAY OF GERMINATION 1
Exons: 1
Coding region: 1-750 (249 amino acids)
Biological process (GO): DNA-templated transcription
Molecular function (GO): sequence-specific DNA binding
Source: RefSeq, a predicted model, not a curated record